Halichondria panicea is the source of this 2708-nucleotide messenger RNA. Its product is annotated as traf2 and NCK-interacting protein kinase-like. Bases 53 to 2536 code for a protein of 827 amino acids. Gene Ontology annotation, molecular function: ATP binding; protein binding; protein serine/threonine kinase activity. The transcript has 8 exons. NCBI's taxonomy places the organism in Eukaryota, Metazoa, Porifera, Demospongiae, Suberitida, Halichondriidae. Gene Ontology annotation, biological process: protein phosphorylation. The record is from RefSeq and is a predicted model, not a curated record.
CACAUGUGUUUAAUAAUGUUGUGUUUCUUAAUUGUAUUUACUGUGAGAUGCUAUGGCAGAAGGAGGAACUAUACAAGCACUAACACUGCGCUACAGUUUAACUAACGUUGAGCCAGUUUAUGAGGACGAGAAGCUGGUUGUCAUCAACACUGGUAGCUAUGGCAGGAUACUCAAGGUGAUGGUCAAUGGAGCUCUGUGUGCAGCCAAGGAGAUACACUACAACAUAGCCGUGGGGCCUGGCAACGUGAACGUGGAGCAGUUUACUAGAGAGAUAGAACUGAUGAGUGGAAUGCGGCACCCCAACGUGGUCCAGUUCCUAGGAGUGUGCCCAUCAGUCCGACCCAACGCCAUGUCACCACUACAAGAGGUGAAUGUCCCCUGGCUCAUCAUGGAGUACCUUCCCUUUGAGUUACACUCAACACUCGAGAAACAACUUCAAAUCCCACUGUCUGUGAAAAUCGCUAUUAUGCUCGAUAUCUCACGAGGUUUGUCGUAUUUGCACAACAAUCGAUCGUCCGAGGAAAUCAUUCAUCGUGAUCUGAGUGCGCGUAAUGUUCUCCUAACCUCGUCCCUCUCCGCCAAGUUAGCUGAUUUUGGUGUCUCAAAACGCCGGGACUACAAUGCCACCAUGACCAAGAAUACGGGCAACCCGUGGUUCAUGCCUCCAGAGAACAAGCCUGGGAGUAAUGUCCGCUAUAACACUAAGAUGGACAUCUUCUCCUUUGGCGUGAUUUUGCUCUUCAUCAUCAUUGAGAAGUUUCCUGAUGAGAUCCUAUUAGACACAUACCACAACGAUCACGGGAACUUGUUAGCUCGAUCAGAAGUGGAACGAAGACAAAAAUAUUUCGAUAUUGCCGAGGGAUCUCAUGACCCCGACACUUUGACCCUUGUGAACCUGUGCAAAGAAUGCCUCGACAACCGACCCGGACAUAGACCAUCUGCAGAAAAUGUAUUAAACCAUCUGAAUCGCUUCCAUUUACCUGAGGAUGCCAUGGAAACGGACAAACUUCAGCUCAUGAUGAGAAUGAGACAGCUGGGGAACGAACCACCGCAGUCUCCACGGCAACCACAAGAGACAGGACGACGUGAGGAGGUGGCAGCACUGCAGGCUGAACUAGGCCAGCUCAGGGAACAGCUGGAUGGACGCACACAGGAUGUUGAGAGGGUGGAGGGUCAACUGUCCCAGUUAAGGGUGCAAAGAGAUGCUGAGCUGCAACGUAUGCAAAUACAAGCAGAACGGAACCUGGAGGAGGCCCGCUCUGAGUGCCAUAGGUUGGAGGCGGAGCUUGAGUCUAAGGAGGGGCAGCUGGCAGACAAACAGAGAGCUUUGGAGAGGGAGAAGGAGAUCGCUGACAACUACCAGAGGAUGAUCAACUAUGGGGAAAGUGAGAAGGACAUGGAGAUGGUUACGCUGAGGCAGCAGUUGACCAGACUCAACGAGGAGAUUAGGAGAACUGAAGAAAAGUAUACCUACGCUAAGGAAAAUGCUCGCAGCUAUGCAGAACAGUUGCACAAGUUGGAGAGCAAACCAUCAACAACCGAGGAGGCCAGCUUACCCCCCCUGCCACCGAGUGGUCUACAGACAUCCCUGAGACUCAGCUGCUCCCGACAAGAGGAGCCUUCCCCUCGUGGGCUCCACUCAGCCCACUGUGUCCACUACAAGAACAAGAUCUUAUACGGCGGAGGAGAGCAGGCGGCCGAGGCCAACUAUCUCAAGAGCAUUCUCGCCUUCGACCUUGAGCUCAACAAGUGGAGUGUGUUCUCUGCUCAUCUAAAGCUAAUGCACUUUGCACUCUUGGUUGUCGCUGGGGGCAGGCUCCUGAUGGUCGGUGGCUAUGACGACACACGCAACGAGUACACUGACAAAAUCUCUGAAUUUGUCGAAGGCCAAGGCUGGAGAGAAUUCUGUCGUCUGCCAGGAAAACUAGCUAAAACUGCCGUCCUUGCAUAUCGAACCUGGCUGAUUGUGGCAGGUGGGUGUACAGAGGGAGCCCACUCACUUAGUCAAGUCCACGCUCUGGAUCUGGGGCCGGGGGGCAGUAAAGGAUGGAAAUCUCUAGCCCCCCUGCCCGAGAGUUGUCAAGGCUUUCAAUGUGCAUCUUACAUUUCUCAACAUCGGACCGACCAGUCUAAGGACGUGGGAGUAUGGUAUCUAACCAGCUGCAUUCACGGCUUACAAUCGAAGCAACCGACAAUGGCUGUAUCCGUCCCAGAUCUCGUUACCAAGGGGGCAAAGUGGUUGAGAAUUCCAGAUCCCCCUGUUCGAUCACCAGCCGUAACCACGUUGAGGGGUCAUCUUUUGAUUCUGGGGGGUCAAGAUGCUAAGAAACAGAACUUGAUCAGUACCAAAGUGUAUAUGUAUCACCACGGUACCAAGGAAUGGCUGAGUGUGGCCGAAGUCAAGAAUCCUAGAUCACUGUCUACGUGUGUCAGCAUGCAUACCAACCCUGACACUACCAAGUUUAUGGUUCUCGGAGGAAAGGACAAGAGGAACAACUACUCCACAACUGUGGAAAUAUUCAAUUGUGUUCCUUAGAGCUAAAUUGUAUAAUACUGUCUUGACUAUAAUAAUUAUUGUUACGUAUAUAACAGCUGCAUGCCUCUCUCACACUGUGUGUUUUCUUAAUCAAUAAAUCACUUUCUAUUUUCUAUUUUAUACUUUUUGUAUCCGUGUUUGAUCAACAACAAUAAUUCAUUAAUAAUUCAAA